AUGGAAGUCGUCGUGGUGGUCUCCGAGGUGCUCGACGUCAUUGGCGGCCUGCAGAGAAAUUACUUGGGACGUCAGGAGCCACCGGAAAUCCAGUUGUUCUCGUAUGACCUCCCAGGGAGCGACUUCAAUUACGUUUUCCGGUCCCUGGGCGAGUACGAGCUGGGGAAGGUUGAGGAGGAGAAGGGGAAUCUGCAGGAGCCAUACUACGUGGUGGGAGUGCCCGGCUCCUUCCACGGCAGGCUGUUCCCAUCUCGGAGUGUCCACUUCUUUCCACUGUUCCAGCAGAUCUCAACAGGUUCUCUCAUGUUGCCCUCCUCUUACUCAUCUCAAUCGCCGCCUUUUCUUCCAUCUUGAUUCCAAUACAUGCAUCUUUAUUCACGUAAGAAAGAAACGAUGUCAAAAGAGUCUAAGUCCGAAGACUGACCCCAUCUGGAAGCUCUUCCUGGGAAGAACAGUGAGAGAAUGCUUUAAUAUCUGAUAUCACAUUGUAUCUAUCCAUCGAUCCAUUCUCGCUCUAGUGAUCCCAAAAUGUCAGGUUCCUCAAGGACUUGACACUGAACAGGGAGUCUCACUCAAUAAAAAGAAGGUCUACAUUGCAGAGACAAGCCCACCGGAGUGUCA
This is a messenger RNA of Musa acuminata subsp. malaccensis (wild Malaysian banana), 621 nucleotides long. Lineage: Eukaryota; Viridiplantae; Streptophyta; Magnoliopsida; Zingiberales; Musaceae. The record is from RefSeq and is a predicted model, not a curated record.